This is a messenger RNA of Oryza brachyantha (malo sina), 2063 nucleotides long. Its product is annotated as photosynthetic NDH subunit of subcomplex B 1, chloroplastic. Gene Ontology annotation, molecular function: glycosyltransferase activity. The record is from RefSeq and is a predicted model, not a curated record. Gene Ontology annotation, biological process: photosynthetic electron transport in photosystem I. NCBI's taxonomy places the organism in Eukaryota, Viridiplantae, Streptophyta, Magnoliopsida, Poales, Poaceae. The transcript is spliced from 6 exons. Gene Ontology annotation, cellular component: chloroplast; NAD(P)H dehydrogenase complex (plastoquinone). The coding region runs from base 110 to 1546 and encodes 478 amino acids.
CACACACACACACAAACACAUAAGAAAAAAGAGAGGAAAAAAAAAAAGAGAAAGAAGGCAACAACAGCAAUAUCCAAAGCAAACUCAUCAGCACACUCUGCAACACAGCAUGCAGACGCCAACCAUGUCGACGUCCAUGGCGACGCCGGCGACGGCAACGAGGAGGCAAUGGCAAUGCGACGGGUACCAGCAGCAGCCGCAGCAGGUGGUGGUGCAGCUGGGGCGGCGGAGCGGGGUGGCAGGCGGCGCGGCGCGGGCGUCGGGCUCGGGCGGGAAGAGGAAGAAGAAGAACCCGUGGCUGGACCCGUUCGACGACGGGCCCGACGACGAGUUCGACUACCGCGGGGUGUUCUCCGGCGGGAAGCAGGAGGAGGACCCGCGGCCGGCGGAGGACCCGGCGAACCCGUACGGGUUCCUGCAGUUCCCGGCGGGGUACAACCCGGAGCUGGACAGCCUCGCGUCGAAGGUGCGCGGCGACGUGCGGCGGGCGUGCUGCGUGGUGUCCGGCGGGGUGUACGAGAACGUGCUCUUCUUCCCGGUGGUGCAGCUGCUGCGGGACAGGUACCCCGGCGUGCUGGUGGACGUGGUGGCGUCGCCGCGCGGGAAGCAGGUCUACGAGAUGUGCAAGAACGUCCGCUACGCCGACGUCUACGACCCCGACGACGAGUGGCCCGAGCCCGCCGAGUACACCCACCAGCUCGGCGUCUUCAAGAAUAGGUACUAUGAUCUGAUCCUGUCCACCAAGUUGGCCGGGAUAGGGCAUGCGCUGUUCCUCUUCAUGUCGUCGGCCCGUGACAAGGUCAGCUAUGUUUACCCCAACGUCAACAGCGCCGGCGCAGGGCUGUUCCUCACCGAAAUGUUUACGCCGCCGACCACCAACCUGUCUGACGGUGGGUACAACAUGUACAAGGACAUGCUGGAGUGGAUUGGUCGGCCGGCGAAGGGCGUGCCGGAGCAGUCGAUACCGCCGCUGCGGGUGUCCAUCUCCAAGAAGCUCCGGGCGUUCGUGGAGGACAAGUACAGCCGCGCCGGCGUCGAGAAGGGCAAGUUCGUCGUCAUCCACGGCAUCGCCUCCGACUCCGUCGCCAACAUGAAGUCCAGGGGGGACGACGACUGCCUCCUCCCACUCGAGCACUGGGCAGAGAUCGCCAAGGAGAUCAGCUCUGAAGGAAGUGGCCUGAAGCCUCUGUUCGUGAUCCCUCAUGAGAAGCACAGGGAAGAGGUCGAGGAGAUUGUGGGGAAGGAGACUAGCAUCAUGUUCAUCACCACUCCUGGUCAGCUCACCUGCCUCAUCAACGACUCCGUUGGCGUCGUCGCGACCAACACCGCCGCCGUUCAGCUCGCCAACGCCCGGGACAAGCCAUGCGUGGCGCUCUUCUCCUCCAAGGAGAAGGCGAGGCUGUUCCUGCCGUACGCGGAAGAGAAGAAGGGCUGCGCGGUCAUCGUGUCGGAGACGGGGAAGCUGAUCGACAUCGACGUCGACGCCGUGAAGAAGGCGGUGAAGGAGUUUGAGGCCACCCCAGGCUUCGCAUUGGCUCAAACAUGAUCACCACCAACACCAUCAUCUUGAUUGCAUUGUAGAUAUAUAGGUCUGCACAGUGACAGUGAGCUUUACAUACCUGAUACAGUGUCUUGUAGUCCUUCAGCUCAGCUACACAAGAUCCUCAUACAAGAUUGUCAACCAAUCAUGAAAUGACCCCAAAGGAGACAGACUCUAUUCACAAAAUGGAACUGGCAUAUACCCCUUGCACAUGCUUAUGAUAUAACACCACCAGAUACAAUAACCAUAUGACGGCAUGAAUCAGCUUAGAUGUGCAAUGAAUCCAAUCAGAGCACCAACACAUGGAGUUCUCAGGUCUUCUUGUUGCUUAGCCUCAGUAAGCGAUACAGUACCUAUACACACUAGGGGUUUGGAAAUCUAUACAAGGGGACAACUGUAAGUAUCAUGGCUUCAAGAGCCUAGAUGCUUCGUCUAUCCAAUGGUGCUCCGCAGAAUGCCAACCCUCAACUCAUGUACAGAAUCUAACACAACAAUAGAUCCCUGAACCAAUAAAUACCACAAA